Messenger RNA from Lepus europaeus (European hare), 2086 nucleotides. It is a transcript of the gene MZT1, whose product is annotated as mitotic spindle organizing protein 1. The transcript has 3 exons. Lineage: Eukaryota; Metazoa; Chordata; Mammalia; Lagomorpha; Leporidae. Gene Ontology annotation, cellular component: spindle; centrosome; interphase microtubule organizing center. Bases 46 to 294 code for a protein of 82 amino acids. Gene Ontology annotation, biological process: gamma-tubulin complex localization; mitotic spindle assembly; microtubule nucleation by interphase microtubule organizing center. The record is from RefSeq and is a predicted model, not a curated record.
UCCAGUUCCGGGUCGGGCCCGCAGCCGCCUCCCUCGGCCUCGGCCAUGGCGAGUAGUAGCGGCUCCGGGGCGGCGGGGGCGGCCGCGGCGGCGAAUCUGAACGCAGUGAGGGAGACCAUGGACGUUCUGCUUGAGAUUUCAAGAAUUUUGAAUACUGGCUUAGAUAUGGAAACACUGUCUAUAUGUGUGCGGCUUUGUGAACAAGGAAUUAACCCAGAAGCUUUAUCAUCGGUUAUUAAGGAGCUUCGCAAGGCUACUGAAGCACUAAAGACUGCUGAAAACAUGACAAGCUGACUUUCUGGAGAAGUCCUGAUGAGAUGUGUCAAGCUCUACAAGAGGAUUUGAGGAUUGCGUUGUAGUCAAGAACGAACAGUGAAGUUAUUGCAUGCAGCAGUGUAGGAAAGUUUCCCUUUUUUAAAGAAUUAUAAAACUAUGGCUUUAUAAAUCAGUGGAACGUAGCUUACAGAAAGAACUAUCAGGUGUGUUUACAUCUCAUCUCAUUCACUUUUUUAAACUACCCUAAUGCUUUGGCAUUGCAGUGUUCAUAUUUAUGUAUUCCUUAUUUAUAGCUCUGAUAGCUUUAAUUUUCUAAACAGUCUAUCUAUCAGAUGUGCACAUCUGCUGUGCCUGGUUGAAGUAUAGUGGAACCCAUCAGUAGAGAUGUGUAGCAGUUGACUUGUUGACAUUUCCAUUAUAAACUUUAAUUUUGAAUUGUUUUUGUGUAAUAACUGUGGAUUUAUGUUGUAUUGGGCUGAAAGUUGACAGGCUUUCAGCCACUAUUUGAGAAUUUUGAUUUAGAUUCAUUAUGUAUAUCAGAAUCUUGUUUUUUUUAAAAUCAGAGCAUUGAAAACAUUUAUUGUAAUCUGCUCUUUAACAAUAGUUAUUUUUUAAAACAGUUUUUGAGCAGAUAAUAAUGUGAACAAGACCAUUUUUGUAUUGAUUGAAAAAUAAAAUUUUUAGAAACUUAGAUUUUAAAAAUAAUAUUACUUAGCUUAGUAGUACUUAAUAAUUUGAAUCAUUUAACUCUAAUGAGAAUUGUAGUUAAGAAUGUUUUCUUUCUAGAUUUUAGACAUAAAUGAAGUUAUCCUAUAAAUUAAGGCCUAAAAAAAAAACUGUAUAAAGCAAAACAUAGCCAGCAUGCAAAAUUCCUUUUUACAUUUAUUACAUAAGAGUAAUUGGAAUGUUUACCGAAUAAAUCUUGAGUGGUUACUUAAUAAAUCACUAGAUGGGUGGUAUAUUUCAACAGAUAUUUAAUGAUUUCUGAAGAUUAAAGAUUUCUAGUCAUUAAGUAGAAAACUAAUCAAAUGUUCUGCAUCAGGAGUUCUAAGUAUUACAUUCUAAAGUCAUUUUGUGUCAUUAUUUUUACCCUUAAAGUUUUAACCAAUGAAAGUGAUAAUUCAAAAGUGAAUUUUAGGAAAUUUAUCAUUGUGUUGGUUCUGUUCCUGUAACAGAAUCUCAGUAGAAGUUUUUGCAAGACUAAUAUGGAUUGAAUCUGAUUUUAUUGUUUCCCAAAUUUUAUAUUUUGUUAAAUACCAUUUAAAUGAUAGUACAAGCAUUCCCUGUUACCAUUUUCUGUUGUUCCGACAAGCUGAUAUGGAUUUAAGAAAACUUUGUAAUUAAAUCGCAACUUUCUCUUAAUGUAGGCAUUUGACCAUUUUAACUUUUUAAAUGCAUAGCACUGAGUGGUCUGUCAUUGACAGAACAGUUUGGGAGACAGUAAGAACUUGUGACAAAUCAUUUGAUUGAUAAUAAACACUGCAAAUAACAACAUGUUGUUAUUUAAAAAAAUCAAAGAGAACACUUUUGUCCUACUCAAAAAUUUGUAUAUAUUUCUAGGCUGUAAGAAUUGGUAGUUUUAUUUAUGACUUUGUAGAUUAAGUUAUUUAUGUGUGAAAUAAUAGUGGGAAAAUAUAUUGAGGGAUUAUGUUUACAGAGGACUUCUUUAAUGUGUCACAUUUCUUAAAUGUAAACAUAUUUUUAAUGCAUACUUAAUAUUUAAGAAACUGAGCAAAAUUAUGAUACAAUUGCAGUGUUGUGCAUGUUGUCAAUGACUAAAAUAAAGCCAUUUUGGUGGUGUUGACAUUUA